AUGGCCAGUGGUGUUGUUCAGCUCCAAAGAUUGCAGGAUGGCGCUGGCCAAAAGACCGACGCUCUGAUUCUGCAAGGCACAGACGGACAGGCCCUGAACAACCUGACGUCAGCGCCGCAUGCCAUUUGCAGCAUCGGCCAGAUCUUGUGCGUGGCCGCCAAAAAGGAUUUUGACCUUCGUGGAGAUGGGAAGGAUGCGAAGCCGAAGCUGGUUGAGCAUCCCGAGUCUUUCCGCGCCACACUGGUACAGGUUGCACGUGAAUCGCACGGUGCAUUCCAGAAGGCGCACGAGAGCAUGCUGCAGCUUGGUUUGCAGAUGGGUGAAGUGCCUGAGCACUUGAAGCAAACAGUCAAGCUGCUGCUGAACAAAGACCAGAUGCCGGUGAGACAAAUGGGCAAGCAUGUGCAAAUCCAGCUGGAGUCUGUGGAGAAGGUGGGCGAGACUUGUUUGGAGCUGGCGGAGAGCACUCAUGCCAAGUUCGACGGAGUUAUGCAGCUCUUGUGGGAGACGCAGAUGUUGCUGACUGCGAAAAAGGGCGCCACUGAGAAGGAGAAGGAAGAUAUAGCAUCGAAGCAGAAGGCAGCCAGCAUGAGCCUUGAGGCGAUGAAGGGCAGUAAGACCAAGCUGGAGGAGGAGUUUGGGAAGUUGGACAAGGAAGCCACGGAAGCUCGAGAAGACAUGAAGAAGAUCAUGGACUCGAAGCCUUCGGGUGGCGACUUGAUAGGAGCCGCGUUUGCCGAGGCAGGAUGCGCUCUGAUCCAGAGCUUGGGGCAAGCGGCAGGCCAGGCUGCUGUGAUGUAUGCCGGAGGUGGAGCUGGGGCGGCCGCGCAAGGCCUUGGCGCCCUCGGCAAGGCUGACGCCAAAGCCGCCCCGGCGCCCUCGGGGGCAACGGCGGGGGCGGCGGCUGGGGCAACGGCCCCGGCCGUUGCGCCGGAGGCUGCUGCGAAUUCCGAGUUUGCCCCGCAGGUGGGUGUGCUGAUGGGUGCCGUGUCAGGGCUCUCAGGCGCCUUGAGCUCCGAGCUCACACAGGAGGCCGGCCAGCAAUGGCGAAGCAGCAAGGGAGUGAUUUCCAAAGUCUUGGAAAAGGCGCAUGCCAACAGCGGCGGCCUCGCCAAAGAUGCCGUGCAGCUUGGGCAAUCCAUGCUGGAUCCCUUGGAGCAGGCCACGGCUGCCCUCAAAAGCGGAGAUGCUGCCGCCUGCUCAAAGCUCAAGGAGAAGGUCGGCAACUUGAGCCUCAAGGCUCAGGAGAUUGUUGUGAAGAAGGCCGCCGUGUUGCCCAGUCUCCUUCCUCCAGCCCAGCCGUGCCAGCAACAAGGCCAGCCUGCGGCAGCUCCCACGGGGAGCAUCGGCGCGACCAUGACGGAGACUUGGAAGUUCCAAACGGCUGCUGCCAAGGAGCUGCUGAAGGAAGCCAACCGGCGCCGGGACGAGGAGCUCGAGCGCUUGCGUGGCCUCAACGAGAAGAUGCUCAGCGAGAACCUCAAGCUGUCGCAGCUCAAGCUGGAGGAUCUGAACAUCGACCAGAUCAUGCAAGUCCUGCGCCAGGCCAUUGUGCAGAUUGGCUGCUGCCAGGAGGCAUGGUCAAGGCUGGUGCAGUAUUUCAUCUACAUCAACGAGCUCACCAAGUUCUGCUGCAAAAAGCAGCUUCCAGACUUCGUGAAGUAUGCGUCGCAGAUCAGCCAAGAUGUGCAGCAGGGCGAUGCCUUCGGCAAAUGUUUGCGGGACCAGAUGUAUCAAAUGGUAGUGCGCACCUCGCAGACGGCCUACACGGCUCAACACCUGGCGGAGGUGUACCACCGCAUCUCGGAGCAGCACUUUCUGGAGCCCUUGGCCUCCGUGAGCAAGAUCGCCGGCAUGGACCCGGGGUUCGAGCUGGACAAGCUGCGGCAGGGGCUCAUUGAGCAGUGCGGCCGGGCCACAGGAGCUGUGAAGAAGGCCAUUGAGCAGCAGAAGACCGAGACCAAGAAGCAGAUCGAAGAUCGGAUUCGCCGAAUCGAGACGGAGAUGGAGGCUCACUUUUGGUCAGGCUCCACCAGCGGUGCAAAAUGUGGUUGUGAAGGCAGUCGAAGACGUGAGGAAGGGCGGUGGCUAUUCGGCUCCACCGGCUGUUGCAAUCGAUCUCAAUGA
Effrenium voratum is the source of this 2127-nucleotide messenger RNA. Lineage: Eukaryota; Dinophyceae; Suessiales; Symbiodiniaceae. The record is from the annotation of a GenBank genome assembly.